Molecule: messenger RNA, 1838 nt
Organism: Nematostella vectensis (starlet sea anemone)
Lineage: Eukaryota; Metazoa; Cnidaria; Anthozoa; Actiniaria; Edwardsiidae
Product: probable serine/threonine-protein kinase DDB_G0272282
Exons: 1
Coding region: 288-1349 (353 amino acids)
Biological process (GO): receptor recycling; endosome organization; retrograde transport, endosome to Golgi
Cellular component (GO): recycling endosome; trans-Golgi network; early endosome
Source: RefSeq, a predicted model, not a curated record
CGAGAAUCAUUGUUUCUCUGUUGUAUUGGUAGAGUUUAAUAUUUCGUUCUUUGUGUUUGUGUUAUUUUGGGUACUGUGUGGCUUAAAGGAUAUUCGUUUCCAGGCCCUUCUCUGCCUCAGGAGCGGAAAAUGUUGAGAAGCAGCGAUCAGAUGUCGUUUGUGUGCAUCAUGGAAUUACAUUUAUGAUGACUUUAAACUAUAUUUCCGUGGUCCAAAAUCACCCUAACCAGCCUCUUGAUGACUCUUAGCAACGGCUUCUAGCGCUAUUUUUGCAAGCGGUCUCGUUGAUGAAUAUUUUUCGUAGGAUGAAACUUAACGAAAAAAGCGUUGCUCAGUUCGCUAUUUCAAACUCCUCGACAGACAAGGAGGGUUAUUUGAACAAGAAAGGAGAACUGAACAGAGGUUACCAGCGACGCUGGUUUGUUUUGAAAGGAAAUUUGCUGUAUUAUUUCGAGAGACGAUUGGAUAAGGACCCCAUUGGCGUUAUAAUACUUGAAAACUGCAACGUGGAAUUAGCAGAAAGCGGCGAACCGUACGCAUUUCAAAUAAACUUUGCCGGAGCUGGAGCUCGGGUUUAUGUUUUGGGAGCCGAUACACCAGAAGAUAUGGAAGCAUGGAUGAAAGUUUUAACUAUAGCGACCUAUGAGUACAUGAAAAUGAUGGUACAAUCUCUAGAAAAAAGCCUAAGCGAUUUUUCUAGUAGCCAGAAUGAAUUAAUCAAUAUCGGUGAUGUCUCAUCAAGCGGGGAAUUCACUGAUUCUGAUCAAUUCUCGAGGUCAACGGAGUCAUCGAAGGCGGAAGUUGAGUACCCAAACCGCUUUAAAGAGGAUAGAUACAGUUUUAGUAGUGCUAUUACUUCGAUAAAUAAGGCAAGAGCUGAUACUUUUGGUCGAUAUGAACCUGGAGUUGCUACAUUGGUUGAUCUUGAUUUUUCAACAACAGGGGGUGACUUCAUUGGUGAUGAUGGACUGUUUGGAAAGUCCCCAGAAGAUAUUUUACCUUUAAGUUUUUCAGAGCUAUCUCACUUAGAACAAAUUCAUGCAAACAAUUUUCAAGAUGAGCUUGGAAGAACACAAUCCACAAUAGAUGAGAGUCUAGCAGCAGGGAAUCGCCUUGUAUCUGGACUUGGCAGAAAUACCAGGUCCAAAUCAGAGCGUAAAGGAAGAGCUGGUAAAAGCAGUAGUGAAUAUGGUCUGCCACCAGGGUUUAGGACUAUACCACGGACAUUUACAGAUGACAUGAGUGCUUUUGCAGAACAAGGAAGUGUAUUUAGGAUGUUACAUGAGACUUAUGGUGCCUCAAUCUGGGUCAAGGUUAAAGAAUGUGGGAAAAAAGACCUGAUUUCAUAGUUUAAAUAUGCUACAGAAUAUAACAAAGUUAGAAUUUAUAAAUAAUUUGUCAUACUUCAAGGUUGUUUUCUAGAAUGAAUACAAUUAAUGACCUAUACACAAUUAUGCACUAAUCUAGGGAACCUCAAUGUCAGUAUUUGGAAUUUAUGGUUAGGAUUCUAGAAUUGCCAAAAUCAGGAAAUGCUUGGAGAAGUGAGACCACUAAUCUUGGUUGUAUUUGCUCUAAAUGCUUUAGUAGUUAGUCAAAAGAUAUUUUAUUGUCUCUGUUGUGUUGCAGUUAGUGAGAUUUUUUCCUUUAGGGAAGGGGGCAUUUCUUUUUGGUUAAGCAUACUAUCAAAAUUUAUAAAGAAAUUAUAAAGAUAAAGAAACUAAAAGUAUUUUCUUGUGUGUGUAUCAGCAGUGGGGAAUGUUGUAUAAAUUAUCAUUUAACUAAUAAUUUCAGGUAGAACAUUUUGAAUAUAUUGACUGAAUAAAACCUGGAAUAUACUA